Drosophila simulans is the source of this 1124-nucleotide messenger RNA. Its product is annotated as attacin-B. The record is from RefSeq and is a predicted model, not a curated record. Lineage: Eukaryota; Metazoa; Arthropoda; Insecta; Diptera; Drosophilidae. Gene Ontology annotation, cellular component: extracellular region. The coding region runs from base 279 to 935 and encodes 218 amino acids. The transcript has 2 exons. Gene Ontology annotation, biological process: defense response to bacterium.
GUGAAACCGGAACAAUGCAGCAACAAGUGGCGUCAAUGGGUCGCAAAAAAGGGGAGGUGAUGAGGUCAAGUCGCACAGCCACACAAGCAAACAGCAGAAGUAAACCACCAUCACAUCUGAGCGGGGAAUUUCGCGUUGAUAAGGCAUCCCGGUCGAGAUCGGCAAUCAGAUGAAUCAUGUGAACCACCAGAAAAGUUCUUCCCCGCAUCUUGAGGUAUAAAACCGAAGCAUUGGCCACCUUGAAACAUCAGUCAGCUCAAGCAAUCCAGUCCAGCAACAUGCAGAAGACAAGCAUCCUAAUCGUGGCACUAUUCGCCAUCGCAGAAGCACUUCCCACGACAGGACCCAUUCGCGUCCGUCGCCAGGUUCUCGGAGGUUCCUUAACCUCCAAUCCCGCUGGUGGGGCUGAUGCUCGAUUGGAUCUGACCAAGGGCAUUGGCAAUCCCAACCACAAUGUGGUGGGUCAGGUUUUCGCAGCCGGAAACACUCAAAGUGGUCCAGUGACAACUGGCGGAACUUUAGCCUACAACAAUAAUGGUCAUGGUGCUUCUUUGACCAAAACACACACGCCCGGUGUGAAGGAUGUCUUCCAGCAGGAGGCCCACGCCAAUCUAUUCAACAAUGGCAGACAUAAUCUGGAUGCUAAGGUCUUUGCUUCCCAAAAUAAACUGGCCAAUGGUUUCGAGUUCCAGCGCAAUGGGGCUGGUCUGGAUUACUCUCACAUCAACGGACAUGGUGCUUCCUUGACGCACAGCAACUUCCCGGGAAUUGGUCAGCAACUCGGCCUGGAGGGACGUGGUAACCUGUGGUCUUCGGCGGAUCGGGCAACCCGCUUGGAUCUGACUGGAUCCGCCAGCAAGUGGACAAGUGGACCGUUUGCUAACCAGAAGACUGACUUUGGCGCUGGCUUGGGUCUAUCCCAUCAUUUCGGCUAAGCCGUCGUAUUUGAUUAUAGUAAUUCUAAUUUAUUGACAAUUAUGUAAAAAUUUAAAUAUUAAAAUUAUAAAAAAUUAUAUUUUAUUAAAACAAAUCACGUCUUUCUGCGUUAUGUAUGAUAAGCAUAAUUAUUAUUAUCAAUCAAUUAAUUAGACACUGUUGAAGCAAUUAAACAACAAUGACAAUUA